Messenger RNA from Pteropus alecto (black flying fox), 1587 nucleotides. It is a transcript of the gene ZNF277, whose product is annotated as zinc finger protein 277. The transcript is spliced from 12 exons. The record is from RefSeq and is a predicted model, not a curated record. Lineage: Eukaryota; Metazoa; Chordata; Mammalia; Chiroptera; Pteropodidae. The coding region runs from base 50 to 1420 and encodes 456 amino acids.
UCCGCGCCCGCCCCGCCCCGCGGCCCGCCCUCCUCUCCUCAGCGGCGUAAUGGCUGCUCCCGUGACCCGGGGGGCUGCUACCCGAGGGCAGGCGAAUGGUGACUGCAAUCCCAGCGGAGCCGCAGUUGUCAGCGACGAGGACAGCAAGGACUGUAUCCUGGAGCCGCUGUCCCUGCCAGGAGGCCCAGGUGGCCCCACCACUCUCGAAGGCCCCUCAUUUGUGCCGUGUAUUUUCUGUGAAGAAUGUGUUCCCGUGGCCGAACAGGACCAGCUUCUGAAGCACAUGAUUAUUGAACAUAAGAUGGUCAUAGCUGACAUCAAAUUGGUUGCUGACUUCCAAAGGUACGUUUUAUAUUGGAGGAAAAGAUUCACUGAACAGCCCAUCACAGAUUUCUGUAGUGUGAUAAGAAUCAAUUCCACAGCCCCUCUCGAAGAACAGGACAAUUAUUUUCUGUUAUGUGACGUUUUACCAGAAGAUAGAGUACUUAGGGAAGAGCUUCAGAAACAAAAACUGAAAGAAAUUCUGGAACAGCAGCAGCAAGAACGAAACGAUAACAGUUUUCGUGGCCUUUGCAUGUUUUGCAACACGGAAUUCCUCGGAAACAGAUCCAUCCUUUUGAACCACAUGGCCAGAGAACAUGCUUUCAAUAUUGGACUGCCAGACAACAUUGUGAACUGCAGUGAAUUUCUGUGUAUAUUACAGAAAAAGCUUGAUAACUUGCAGUGCCUGUACUGUGAGAAGAUCUUCCGGGACAAAAGCACGCUCAGAGAUCACAUGAGGAAAAAGCAGCAUCGUAAGAUCAACCCGAAGAACAGAGAAUACGACCGGUUUUAUGUCAUCAAUUAUUUGGAACUUGGGAAAUCGUGGGAAGAAGUUCAGUCUGAAGAUGAUCGGGAGCUGCUGGGCCCUCAGGAAGAAGACUGGUCUGACUGGAAGGAGCACCCCGUCUCUGCUGUCUGCCUGUUCUGUGAAAAGCAAGCGGAAACGAUCGAGAAAUUACGUGUCCACAUGGAGGAUGCUCACGAAUUCGAUCUCCUCAAAAUAAAGUCAGAACUGGGAUUAAAUUUCUAUCAGCAAGUGAAACUGGUCAAUUUCAUUCGGAGGCAGAUUCACCAGUGUAGAUGUUAUGGCUGCCAUGUGAAGUUCAAGUCCAAAGCAGACCUGAGGACUCACAUGGAAGAAGCUAAACACACAUCGCUGCUUCCUGAAAUGAAGACAUGGGAUCAACCGGAGUAUUAUUUCCCAACCUACGAGAACGACUCUCUGCUGUGCACGCUGUCCGACAGUGAGAGUGACCUGACGGCGCAGGAGCACAGUGGAAAUGUGACCGUCGUCAGUGAAGACACGUCGAAACUGCGCGCUUUGAAACGAAGCAGCAUCCUGAACCAGGUGCUCCGGCACCAGUGCCUGGAGGGCUAGAGGGAGCCGCCGCGCGAGCAGCUUUUCGUGUUUCUCCUGUGAGACAAACAUAAAAGCACAACUUAAACGUGGACGUCAGCAAAGGAUUAGUCCUUGGUGAAAUAAACUUAAAAAAAACUUUUUUCCCAAAAAAUAAAAUAUAAAAAUAAAAUGAGGACUUUUUGUUA